GAAGACGGGGCUGAGCGGGGCCGGAACCAUGAACCGGAGUUUCCACAAGUCUCAGACCCUGCGCCUCUACAGCUGCAGCGCGGUGGAAGUCAAGAGCAAGUUCGGGGCCGAGUUCCGAAGGUUCUCCUUAGACCGUCAGAAGCCCGGGAAGUUUGAGGACUUCUACCAGCGGGUCGUGCACACCCACCACAUCGCCAACACCGAGGUGACCAUCGGCUACGCAGACGUGCACGGCGACCUGCUGCCCAUCAACAACGAUGACAACUUCUGCAAGGCCGUGUCGAGCGCGAACCCCCUGCUCAGGGUCUUCAUCCAGAAACGAGAGGAGGCGGAGCACGGCCUGGCCACGGGCUCGCUGUCGCGGCGCAGGAAGGCGCUGGCGCUGCGGGAGGAGGGACCGCGCCGGCGCGCGCACCUGCACAUCGGGCUCCCACACGACUUCCGCCCCGUGUCCUCCAUCAUCGACGUGGACAUCCUGCCCGAGACGCACCGGCGCGUGAGGCUGUACCGGCACGGCUGCCAGAAGCCGCUGGGCUUCUACAUCCGCGACGGCACGAGCGUGCGGGUGGCGCCGCAGGGCCUGGAGAAGGUGCCGGGCAUCUUCAUUUCGCGCCUGGUGCCGGGAGGCCUGGCUGAGAGCACCGGGCUGCUGGCCGUGGACGACGAGGUGCUGGAGGUGAACGGCAUCGAGGUGGCGGGCAAGACGCUGGACCAGGUGACGGACAUGAUGAUCGCGAACAGCCACAACCUCAUCGUCACGGUCAAGCCGGCCAAUCAGCGCAACAACGUGCUGCGCGGCGGCCGUGCAUCCGGCAGCUCCGGCCGCUCCUCAGACAGCGUGGCCAGUCGCCACAGCCUGCCGGCCGCCGCGCCGCUCAGCCUGCACCCCGACGACAUGGAGAGCGACGAGGAGCCCGACGUCGUGCUCGAGGGCGCCCUGGAGCCCCGGCCGGUGCUGCGGCCGCCCGGCAGCCUCGCCCGGGUCAACGGCGCGGGCCCGGCGUCCGGACUGCCCGGCCUGGGGCGCGAGGGCAGCAUGCUCCGGCUGCUCAGCUCGCUGCGCUCCGACCCCCGCCACAGCCUGGCGCUGCCCCCGGGCGGGGUGGAGGAGCACGGCCCGGCCGUGACCCUGUAGGGGGCGCGGGGCAGCGUCCCGGCCGGGCCCCCGGCAACGCUGGCCACGUGUGUACUCGUUUUAAAAUAAGAAAGUCAUUCUACGUAUCACCCUUCCUUCUGUGGUUUUAUUUAUCCCUCCUCUUCUUCUGCACCCCUACUCUGUUUCAACUUAUGGACAGAAAAUCAAAAUAGUCUAUUUUUAUAAAUUUCUCCACAAACAGGGCACGCGCGCACCAGGCCGGGUGCAGGCCCAGGCCUUUGUGAAGUGGUAGGAAGGGUCUGACCAAGUGCAGGAAAUACUUCACUUUUAAAUUUCAAAAACUUUAUUUUUACAUGAAGCUUUAAAAUUACUUUUUAAAAGGACAAAUUCAUGUUUUUACCUUUGGCCACGCAAACACACGCUGCUUGUUGGCGCGGAGGCCCCUCGGUCUCGCGCCAGCGCUGCGGAUGGGCCGGC
Messenger RNA from Pteronotus mesoamericanus, 1573 nucleotides. RefSeq names its product par-6 family cell polarity regulator gamma (gene PARD6G). Gene Ontology annotation, biological process: establishment or maintenance of cell polarity; centrosome cycle; regulation of cellular localization. Lineage: Eukaryota; Metazoa; Chordata; Mammalia; Chiroptera; Mormoopidae. Bases 29 to 1135 code for a protein of 368 amino acids. Gene Ontology annotation, cellular component: apical plasma membrane; nucleus; cell cortex. The record is from RefSeq and is a predicted model, not a curated record. The transcript is spliced from 3 exons. Gene Ontology annotation, molecular function: protein binding.